Molecule: messenger RNA, 1074 nt
Organism: Hyaloscypha bicolor E
Lineage: Eukaryota; Fungi; Ascomycota; Leotiomycetes; Helotiales; Hyaloscyphaceae
Exons: 5
Coding region: 1-1074 (357 amino acids)
Biological process (GO): eisosome assembly; endocytosis; negative regulation of protein kinase activity
Cellular component (GO): eisosome filament; plasma membrane
Molecular function (GO): lipid binding
Source: RefSeq, a predicted model, not a curated record
AUGCAUCGCACAUACUCUAUGAGGCAAUCGCGGGCUCCUACAGCCUCGCAGCUCCAGAAUCCCCCUCCUCCACCAUCAAGCACGAAGUCUGGACGGCUGUUUGGAAAGGGUGGUCUCGGCCAUGCUAUCCGCCGCCAAACUGCCGGCCAGUUCGGCCCUGAUCUUGCGAAGAAGCUCUCGCAGCUCGUGAAGAUGGAGAAGAAUGUUAUGCGCAGCAUGGAGCUUGUUGGUCGCGAGCGCAUGGAAGUCGCUCAACAACUCUCCAUCUGGGGCGAGGCUUGCGAUGACGAUGUUUCGGAUGUCACGGACAAGCUUGGCGUCUUGCUCUACGAGAUUGGCGAGCUUGAGGAUCAGUAUGUUGAUCGUUAUGACCAAUACCGUGUUACUAUCAAGAGUAUCCGAAACAUCGAGGCUUCAGUUCAGCCCAGCAGAGACCGCAAGCAAAAGAUCACCGACCAAAUCGCGCAACUUAAGUACAAGGAGCCCAACUCUCCCAGGAUUGUCGUGUUGGAGCAAGAACUUGUCCGUGCUGAGGCCGAGUCCUUGGUUGCUGAAGCUCAACUCUCAAACAUCACCCGCGAGAAGCUAAAGGCUGCUUACACCUACCAAUUCGACGCCCUACGUGAGCACUGCGAGAAGCUUGCCAUCAUCGCAGGCUACGGAAAGCACCUGCUCGAGCUCGUCGAUGACACACCCGUCACACCCGGCGAGACCCGCGCUGCUUAUGACGGAUACGAGGCGUCCAAGGCGAUCAUUCAGGACUGCGAGGAUGCGCUCACCAAUUGGGUUACCGCCAACGCGGCCGUCUCUUCUAAGCUCUCAACCCGUGCUCGCACUCUGUCUCAACGCCGCCGCAACAACAUCCAGCGAAACGGAGAGGGCCAUGACCUCUCUGGCCAAGACGCACCCUUGAACGACCGUGAAUCCGGCCUGUGGGUCCCGGCCUCCGCUCACAAGGGCGAGGAGUACGAGGAUGAAGACGAGGAAGAGGAAGAGGAGGUCGGAGCGCCUUCUAUCCAGGACUCUACUGUGAAUGGGGAGACGAGGGGUCGCCAGGAGACUGUCGUUGCCUAA